Messenger RNA from Sorex araneus (European shrew), 1000 nucleotides. It is a transcript of the gene LTO1, whose product is annotated as LTO1 maturation factor of ABCE1. The transcript is spliced from 5 exons. The record is from RefSeq and is a predicted model, not a curated record. Lineage: Eukaryota; Metazoa; Chordata; Mammalia; Eulipotyphla; Soricidae. The coding region runs from base 85 to 498 and encodes 137 amino acids.
CCGUACCCAGCGUGCCCCGCGCGGCGCUCCCGGAAGUGGGUGCGGGGCGCGCAGGGCCGCGCGGGUGCGGGCGGCGCCGCGGGCAUGGCGGGCGGGCAGGACAUGUUCGAUGCCAUCGUGAUGGCGGAUGAGCGGUUCCACGGGGAUGGCUACCGGGAAGGCUUCGAGGACGGCAGCAGCCUGGGCCUCACCGAGGGGAGGCGGCACGGCGCCAUGCAGGGCGCCAGGAUCGGCUCCGAGAUCGGGUGCUACCGGGGCUUUGCCUGUGCGUGGCGGCAUCUCCUGGACAGCGGCAGCCCCGAGAAGGACAGCAGGAAGAGGAAGGCCCUGGAGGCGCUCGUGGCCCUGACCCAGAGCUUCCCCUGUGGGGACCCCACGCACGAGUCGCUGCAGGAAGACCUGGACAGAAUCCGGGGGAAGUUCAGACAGCUCUGUUCCCUGCUCAACGUGCAGCCGGACUUCAGCGUCGCCACAGAAGGUUCCGGACUGUCCUUCUGAGGAGGCCCGAGAAAGGCCCAUGGGGACAGACGCCGCGUGGGGACACGCUGUGUGGCCAUGGUGGCCCAGGACCGCGGGCGGGCGGGCCGGGCUCAUGGCGGGUGACGGGGCUCCGUGCCCAUGCCCGCCUGGCCCUUGGAAGGGUGUGGGCCGCCGCCUGCCCCUGCCCCGCCCACCGACCCCUGGGUGCCCUCGGGGCCUGCCGUGGCAGGAAGACGGACCCCAGGAAGCCGCCGGUCCCGGCCGCCGGCUGGAAGGGUGUGUUUCCUCGGCGUGCCUGCAGGUGUCGCCCUGCCACCUUGUGAAGGGACCUGGGCCCCCGCCCGGCCUCUUGGUGGGGGGGCCGGGGCCUUGCCCCUCCCUGGGCUUUCUCCUGGGCUGGGCGCUGCGUGGCUGCCCCACCGUGGACGGCGCCUCUGUGCGUCCCUGCGCGUCCGUGGCCGCAGGGGAAUAAACCAGAGCCUGGCUCAGCUCUGAUGCCCCGGGCUCGUCGUUGGUCUGA